This is a messenger RNA of Corticium candelabrum, 1936 nucleotides long. RefSeq names its product diacylglycerol kinase epsilon-like. The coding region runs from base 1 to 1602 and encodes 533 amino acids. Gene Ontology annotation, molecular function: ATP-dependent diacylglycerol kinase activity. Lineage: Eukaryota; Metazoa; Porifera; Homoscleromorpha; Homosclerophorida; Plakinidae. The record is from RefSeq and is a predicted model, not a curated record. The transcript is spliced from 9 exons.
AUGGAUAUUGAAUCGUGGGUUGAGUUGCUUAUAUGGCACGGCGAGCUGUGGCAGAUAACCGUCUGUUGUCUGUUAAUUUUUUGCUUCGUCUGGACGUUUAAUCGGCUCUACUUUCGGCGUCGUUCGGAGAGAUUUCUUCAUCUGCAGGUGCGGGAUCCUCGAAAGGGGCACUGGUGGAGUUCCUCGGACUUUAUCAACAAACCGACGUAUUGCAGCGUGUGUGAGGAGCCGUUCGUGAAAGGAAACUUCUGCGAUUCCUGCCUCGUGUGCACCCACGACAGAUGCGUGAGCGCGGCCGACAGACGGAUUGCAUGCAAGGCUUUGGUUUUGACGCGCGCCAGCUCCAUGCGGCAUCAUUUCGUGAAAGGGAAUCUGCCGUUGUGUAGUUCGUGUGCUCGUUGUGGCCGUGCGUGCGCCGUCGAGCCGCGUCUGUGUGACAUUCACUGCGUUUGGUGUCAGAAAACGUGGCACGAAGGCUGUGUGGCUGAUAUUACCGACUCGGAUUGUGAUUUGGGGCCGUACGCGUCGAUGUUGGUGCCGCCGUACUGUCUGACGUUGAAGAUGGAAGGAUGGAGAGGGCAGAGGAGGUUGGUGAUUGAUAGUGUUGGUGAUCCGGGUAUUUCGGAUUGGAGACCGAUGCUUGUGUUGGCCAAUCCGAGGAGUGGAGAGAAAGUUGGUGACCACCUGUUGUCGGCGUUUAGGAAUCUGCUUAAUCCAGUGCAAGUUGUCAGUCUCGCUGAAGUAUCUGCUGAAUCUGCGCUUGAUCUCUGUCGACUCAAGGACGAUCGCCAGUGGUGUGUUAUUGUAUGUGGAGGAGAUGGCUCAGUUGCAUGGGUCCUUAGUGCCAUUGACAAGGCUCAACUAAAAAUUCAACCUGUUCUGGGCAUUAUUCCUCUUGGCACAGGAAAUGACUUAGCUCGGGUGUUAGGAUGGGGUUCUGGUUACGACAAUGAAGACAUCGUUGAAGUUCUUAAUGAUCUAAAGAAUGCUAAAACUGUAAAGCUAGAUAGAUGGAGAGUUGAUGUUGAUCAUUCUCGUUUUAUGGGUCUUCGGCGACCGUCUAAGCGUAUUAUAAUGAAUAACUACUUUGGCAUCGGCUGUGAUGCAAACGUCACUUUGAAUUUUCACAACAGAAGGGAGAGCAUGCCGUUUCUAUUCAGAAGUCGAGUCAUAAAUAAAGCUGUUUUCUUUGGUUACGGAUCAAAAGAGGUUCUAGCCAGAAGCUGCAAGAACUUACAGAAGCGACUGGAAGUAGAACUAGAUGGUGUGCAUCUUGAACUACCAGAACUCGAAGGCAUCGUCGUUCUGAACAUCAACAGUUGGGGUGCAGGCGUCCCAGUGUGGGGAGACGGCGACACUAAGAACGGACCAAGUCGUUUUGAUGAUGGAUUUGUCGAAGUCUUUGCUGUCUACUCGUCUCUUCAUAUUGCUAAGUUACAAGUAUCGUUAGCCGAGCCGCACAGACUCGGACAAGCUCGUAGUGUUCGAAUUACUCUGAAGUCUGGAUGGGCGCCGGUGCAUGUGGAUGGCGAGCCAUGGCAACAGUCGCCCGGGACGAUCACGAUCUCACAUUUUAAUCAGAUGACCGUCCUUUGUAAAUAGAAGUGUUACAGUGUGGCAAGUGUGAGGUUGCUGCUCGCGGUUGAGUCGUGGUAUGAUUUUUAAUUUUUUCUUCAGUUUGAUAGGAUGACGGUUGGUGUGUAACACAUCAGUCUUUCUCUCUCACUAUGAGAGAUAACAAGUUGUGUCUGUUUGUUGAUUUACCUACAGAGUGUUUUCAUUCAUUAAAGUUAAAUAUAGCAAAUGUACAUUUUAACAAGCAAUUCACGUGUCUUAAUUAAUUAAGUUAAGCAAUAGUAACUACCAGCAAGUCACGUGACUUAAUUAAUUAAGUUAAGUAAUAGUAACUACCAGCAAGUUACGUGUCUUAAUUAAU